AUGUCGGGCUCAGAGAUCAACCAGGUUUUGGCCAAUUCGCUGUCGCCUGACGCGAACUUGCGCAACGCUGCCGAGCAGCAACUCACACAAGCCGCCGACAACAACUUUCCCUUAUACCUCGCAACUCUCGUCCAAGAGCUUGCAAACGACAGCGCCGAUGGCUCCAUCCGUGCCGCCGCCGGUCUCGCUCUCAAGAACGCCUUCACCGCCCGUGAUUUCAGCCGCCACCAGGAGCUCCAGGCAAAAUGGCUCCAGCAAACCGAUGACGAGACCAAGACCCGGGUCAAGGACCUGACCCUGCAGACCCUCUCCUCGUCCAACGCACAGGCUGGCCAGGCCGCCGCCCAGGUCAUCUCCUCCAUUGCUUCCAUCGAGCUGCCGAGAGGCCAGUGGCAGGAACUCAUGGGCAUCCUCGUCAAGAACGUCAGCGAGGGUGGCGAGCACCAGAAGCAGGCCUCGCUGACCACCAUCGGUUACAUCUGCGAGAGCCAAGACCCUGAACUGCGCACUGCCUUGAUCGCUCACUCCAACGCCAUCCUCACCGCCGUCGUCCAGGGCGCUCGCAAGGAGGAGACGAGCCUCGAGGUCCGCCUGGCCGCCAUCACCGCCCUCGGCGACUCCCUCGAGUUUGUUGGUAACAACUUCAAGCACGAGGGCGAGCGCAACUACAUCAUGCAGGUUGUCUGCGAGGCCACCCAGGCCGAUGACUCCAGGAUACAGCAGGGCGCCUUUGGAUGCUUGAACCGCAUCAUGGGUCUCUACUACGACAACAUGCGCUUCUACAUGGAGAAGGCCCUGUUCGGCCUGACCAUUCUGGGUAUGAAGUCUGAGGACGAGGACGUUGCCAAGCUCGCUGUCGAGUUCUGGAGCACCGUUUGCGAGGAGGAGAUUGGCAUCGAGGACGACAACGCUCAGGUUGAGAGUGCCGACCAGAUGCGUCCCUUCUACAACUUCGCUCGCGUAGCUGCCAACGAAGUUGUGCCCGUUCUCCUAAUGCUCCUCACCAAGCAGGACGAGGAUGCCGCCGAUGACGAGUACAACCUGGCCCGCGCCGCCUACCAGUGUCUCGCUCUCUACGCCCAGGCCAUUGGUGCCGCCAUCAUCAGCCCCGUCCUCCAGUUCGUCGAGGGCAACCUGCGUGCCGAAGACUGGCACCACCGUGAUGCCGCCGUUUCUGCUUUCGGCGCCAUCAUGGACGGCCCCGAUGAGAAGGUCCUCGACCCCAUCGUCAAGCAGGCUCUUCCUAUCCUUAUCGGCAUGAUGGACGACAGCUCCCUGCAAGUCAAGGACUCGACCGCCUAUGCGCUUGGCCGCAUCACCGAGAGCGUUUCCGACAGCAUUGACCCCAACCAGCACCUGGACCCUCUUAUUCGUUCCCUGUUCAAUGGCCUGAUGAGCAACGCCAAGAUAGCAUCUUCGUGCUGCUGGGCCCUAAUGAACUUGGCCGAGCGCUUCGCAGGCGACAUCAGCGACGCCCAAAACCCUCUGACCCCCCACUUCAACCAGAGCGUCACCAACCUGCUCGCCCUGACGGCCCGCCCCGACUGCGAUUCCUACGUUCGUACCGCCGCCUACGAGGUUCUCAACGUCUUCGUGCAGAACGCUGCCAGCGAGAGCAUGGCGCCCAUCGCUUCCCUGUCUGGUGUUAUUAUCGAGCGUCUCGAGGGCACUGUCCCCAUGCAGAGCCAGGUUGUCAGCGUCGAGGAUAAGAUCAUGCUUGAGGAGAUGCAGACCAGCCUGUGCACAGUCCUCCAGGCCAUCAUCCAAAGACUGGACAAGGAGAUCAUCCCCCAGGGCGACCGGAUCAUGCAGACUCUUCUUCAGAUCCUCAGCACCGUUGGCAACAAGUCCAGCGUGCCGGAUGGAGUCUUCGCCGCCAUCAGCGCCCUCGCCAACGCCAUGGAGGAGGACUUCUCAAAGUACAUGGAGGCCUUCACCCCCUUCCUGUACAACGCCCUCUCCAAUCAGGAGGAGCCCGGUCUGUGUGCCAUGGCCAUUGGUCUCGUCAGCGACCUUACGCGUUCCCUCGGUGAGCGCAGCCAGCCGUACUGCGACAACUUCAUGAACCACCUGCUGCACAACCUCAAGAGCACUGCCCUGAGCAACCAGUUCAAGCCGGCCAUCCUGCAAUGCUUCGGUGAUAUUGCUGGUGCCAUUGGCGGUCACUUCGAGACCUACCUCUCCGUCAUUGCCCAGGUAUUGCAGCAGGCGGCGACGGUCAACGCCGGUCCCGAGGGUCCCUACGAGAUGUACGACUAUGUCAUUUCUCUUCGCGAGGGAAUCAUGGACGCCUGGGGUGGCAUUAUUGGUGCCAUGAAGUCCGGCAACAAGACCCCUGCUCUUCAGCAAUACGUGCCUUCGAUCUUCCAGCUGUUGAACAUGAUCGCCAGCGACAUGAACCGCAGCGAGGCCCUCAUGAGGGCUUCAAUGGGUGUCAUUGGUGAUCUCGCCGAUGCUUACCCUAACGGCGAGCUCGUCGACAUCUUCCGUCAGGAGUGGCUCACCGCUCUCAUCAAGGAGACGAAGACCAACCGCGAGUUCCAGCCCAGAACGAUCGAGACUGCCCGCUGGGCCCGUGAGCAGGUCAAGCGUCAGCUUGGUGGCUCCGCCAACGUCAUGUCGCAGACUUGA
Messenger RNA from Colletotrichum graminicola M1.001, 2631 nucleotides. RefSeq lists its product as uncharacterized. The record is from RefSeq and is a predicted model, not a curated record. Gene Ontology annotation, cellular component: cytoplasm; nucleus. The transcript is spliced from 6 exons. Gene Ontology annotation, molecular function: nuclear import signal receptor activity; small GTPase binding. NCBI's taxonomy places the organism in Eukaryota, Fungi, Ascomycota, Sordariomycetes, Glomerellales, Glomerellaceae. Bases 1 to 2631 code for a protein of 876 amino acids. Gene Ontology annotation, biological process: protein import into nucleus.